Molecule: messenger RNA, 4915 nt
Organism: Condylura cristata (star-nosed mole)
Lineage: Eukaryota; Metazoa; Chordata; Mammalia; Eulipotyphla; Talpidae
Gene: TRAK1
Product: trafficking protein, kinesin binding 1
Exons: 15
Coding region: 297-2936 (879 amino acids)
Biological process (GO): endosome to lysosome transport; anterograde axonal transport of mitochondrion; neurogenesis
Cellular component (GO): dendrite
Molecular function (GO): GABA receptor binding
Source: RefSeq, a predicted model, not a curated record
AUUCGGGGCUGCUGUCCGGAGCUGCUUUAUGAGCGGGGCUGCCAAGGUCCCCGAUAGCUCCGCCAGUUGCCUCCCCUUUCACUCCUCUCCCAGCCCCCCGAGACUUUGAUUUUUCCCCUUCGCCGCCUCUUUCCGGUUUUGGCUCGGGGCUGCCUUCAAGGAUGCACAGCUCAAUUCUGGUGUGCGUCGGGAUGCUCUUCUGCCCAGCGGUGUGGAAGGGCAGGGAGGCAUGGCAGCGUUUCACUUGAUGCCCACGGCGCUGUGAAGUCGUUCGUGCCUCUGCAAGAAUACUGACUAUGCAGAAAUUUAUUGAAGCGGAUUAUUACGAACUGGACUGGUAUUAUGAAGAGUGCUCAGAUGUCUUAUGCGCUGAAAGAGUUGGCCAGAUGACUAAGACAUAUAAUGACAUAGACGCUGUCACUCGGCUUCUCGAGGAGAAAGAGCGGGAUUUAGAAUUGGCUGCUCGGAUUGGCCAGUCGUUGUUGAAGAAGAACAAGACACUAACCGAGAGGAACGAGCUGCUGGAAGAGCAAGUGGAGCACAUCAGAGAGGAGGUGUCUCAGCUCCGGCACGAGCUGUCCCUGAAGGACGAGCUGCUGCAGUUCUACACCAGGGCCGCGGAGGAGAGCGAGCCCGAAUCCGUUUGCUCAACACCAUUGAAGAGAAAUGAGUCCUCGUCCUCAGUCCAGAAUUACUUUCACUUGGAUUCACUUCAAAAGAAGCUCAAGGAUCUUGAGGAGGAGAACGUUGUACUUCGGUCUGAGGCUUGCCAGCUGAAGACAGAGACCAUCACCUAUGAAGAGAAGGAGCAACAGCUGGUGAACGACUGCGUGAAGGAGCUGAGGGAUGCCAACGUGCAGAUUGCCAGCCUCUCAGAGGAACUGGCCAAGAAGACCGAAGAUGCUGCCCGUCAGCAAGAGGAGAUCACACACCUGCUGUCGCAAAUAGUUGAUCUGCAGAAGAAGGCAAAAGCUUGUGCCGUGGAAAAUGAAGAACUGGUCCAGCAUCUGGGGGCUGCCAAGGACGCCCAGCGGCAGCUCACAGCUGAGCUUCGGGAGCUGGAGGACAAGUACGCAGAGUGCAUGGAGAUGCUUCACGAGGCGCAGGAGGAGCUCAAGAACCUCCGGAACAAGACCAUGCCCAAUGCCACCUCGCGGCGCUACCACUCGCUCGGCCUGUUCCCCAUGGACUCCUUGGCAGCGGAGAUUGAGGGAACAAUGCGCAAGGAGCUGCAGUUGGAAGAACCCGAGUCUCCAGACAUUGCUCACCAGAAGCGAGUCUUUGAGACGGUGAGAAACAUCAACCAGGUGGUCAAGCAGAGGUCCCUGACACCCUCCCCCAUGAACAUCCCUGGCUCCAACCAGUCCUCAGCCAUGAACUCCCUCCUGUCCAGCUGCGUCAGCACCCCCCGGUCCAGCUUCUAUGGCAGUGACGUUGGCAAUGUCAUCCUGGACAACAAGACGAGCAGCAUUAUCCUGGAGUCAGAGUCAGCCGACCAGGGAAUUGAGGACCGCAAGAAGCCAGGGACCCCGGGCACCCCAGGCUCCCACGACCUGGAGACGGCGCUCCGGCGGCUGUCCCUCCGCCGCGAGAAUUACCUCUCCGAGAGGAGGUUCUUCGAGGAGGAGCAGGAGAGGAAGCUCAGGGAGCUGGCGGAGAAGGGCGAGCUGCUGAGCGGCUCCCUGACGCCCACGGAGAGCGUCAUGUCCCUCGGCACGCACUCGCGCCUCUCGGAGCUGACCGGCUUCUCCGGCAUGUCCUUCAGCAGCCGCUCCUACCUGCCCGAGAAGCUCCAGAUCGUGAAGCCGCUGGAAGGUUCUGCCACCCUUCACCACUGGCAGCAGUUGGCCCAGCCUCACCUCGGGGGCAUCCUGGACCCUCGGCCAGGUGUGGUCACCAAGGGCUUCCGGACACUGGACGUUGACCUGGAUGAAGUGUACUGCCUUAACGACUUUGAAGAAGACGACACAGGUGACCACAUUUCCCUCCCGGGCCUAGCUACCUCCACACCAGUUCAGCACUCAGAGACCUCAGCACACCACCCUGGGAAGUGCAUGUCACAGACCAACUCCACCUUCACCUUCACCACCUGCCGCAUCCUACAUCCUUCUGACGAGCUCACAAGGGUCACGCCAAGCCUUAACUCGGCCCCGACUCCAGCUUGUGGUAGCACCAGCCACUUGAAGUCCACGCCGGUAGCCACGCCAUGCACCCCACGGAGACUGAGCCUGGCUGAAUCCUUCACCAACACCCGUGAGUCCACCACCACCAUGAGCACGUCUCUGGGGCUGGUGUGGCUGCUGAAGGAACGGGGCAUUUCUGCGGCCGUGUACGACCCCCAGAGCUGGGACAGGGCCGGCCGGGGCUCCCUCCUGCACUCCUACACCCCCAGGAUGGCCGUGAUCCCCUCCACCCCACCCAACUCACCUAUGCAGACACCCACUUCUUCACCACCCUCCUUCGAGUUCAAGUGCACGAGCCCUCCCUAUGACAACUUCCUGGCUUCCAAGCCGGCCAGCUCCAUCCUGAGGGAGGUGAGGGAAAAGAAGAACGUCCGGAGCAGCGAGAGCCAGACAGAUGUGUCUGUCUCCAACCUCAACCUCGUGGACAAGGUCAGGAGGUUUGGCGUGGCCAAAGUGGUGAACUCAGGGCGAGCCCACAUCCCCACCUUGACGGAGGAACCAGGACCUCUCCUCUGUGGGCCCCCCGGCCCCGCGCAGACCUUCGUCCCCGGAGGCCUGGUACCCGAGGGCCUGCCUCUCGGGUGCCCCACCGUCACCAGCGCCAUCGGCGGGCUGCAGCUCAACAGCGGCAUCCGGCGGAAUCGCAGCUUCCCCACCAUGGUGGGGUCCAGCAUGCAGAUGAAAGCCCCCGUGACCCUCACCUCGGGCAUCUUAAUGGGUGCUAAGCUCCCCAAACAGACCAGCUUGCGGUGAGGACGGGAGCGGCCCUGCCUGGAGCAGAAGGACCCUCCGCCCGCCUCCCUCGCCACCCAGCUCUUCACUGUCCCUCUUCCCCCACUGCCCACCCUCCUGAGCUAGACAAAUCAACCUCGUGCCUCGUGGGGGAAGAGUGGAGACUCUGUAAAAUGUGUACAUAAGACUUGGAGACCUUGUAUCUGCCCUGCCCCCUCGGGUCCCCCCUGGGGACGCCCCUGCACCGUCCUCGCUCCGAGGACUCACCUGUGCUGGCUGGCUGGAGGCGGCGGGCAGGUGUCUUUUUCUCCUUCUUUCCUUUGAGAAGCACUGAAACUCCAAGUGUGUUCUUAUCCCAUGGAUAGGAAACCCGCGAAUUCUUGGCUGCUGCCAGCACUUCACCUGGCGAGCUGCCCCUCGGCAUGGCACCGCACCUCUGGCCCGCCCGGUGCUACCACGGGCGCCUCACCCAGCCGGGAGCGAGCCCCGACCCGGCACAUGCAGCCACGCAGCGCUCACGGCGGGGGAGCUCGCGUUUCUUAGACGGAGCCCGGCUUCUCCAAGACCUACACUGCUCUGCUUCAAGGGACGGUCGCUUCUUUUCCGAGGUGUGACUUCCAUGCCCUCCCCCCGAAGUCAGCCUGCCAUGUUUUGUAAUCGGCUCUCAGGCCAGACGUCUGACCGGAAAGAGAAUGUAUUUCCACUGCACUAUGCGGUUCAGCAGCCCCUGUGUGUUCUGUGUGAUUGGUUCUCCCUCCCCCCCCCUUUUUUUGUCUAUUCAGGGACGCAAUGGUACUAGAUGGGCAGUCACAGUGUCUGUCUGCCCUCUGGAGGACACCGGCAUACAGGUUCCAGCACCCCAAGCCACCUAUGAGAUAGCAGCCUAUUUCGGGAACCCAGUGUCACGACCAAAUUGACAGUGGGAGAACAGGAGCUGGGGAAGGUGGUGAGAUUUGUCAACGGUGAAAGUAAAAGAGCAGAACCAUAGCCAGACACGAUACCAGACUGGCUCCAGGAGGGAUGGAGGCUUGGUGCCCUGCUAGCUCCAGUCCAUACCCCAGAACCUGACCCUAGCCCCCCAGGCUGUCGCUCAUGUGGUCUUCUGUGGUCGUCAUCCUAUGCCCACGUUUUGCCUUUUUUUUUUUUUCCGAAGAGCGUGAUCCCGGCCAGCUCUCUUCCUCCCCAGCCUUCAUCUCCUUGUGCCACUUUUGACCCUUAGGGACAGACAGGUGCUUGUGAGGAGAGCCUGAAGGAGCAGGAGCCUCAUCCUGUUGCCGUCACCCACCUAAGUCUUGAAUUUUUAUUUAUUAUUGUGUGUACUAUAUUGUAAACAAACAUCCUCUCUCCUUUCCAGCUCUGGUCACAGUGUAUCUGUGGCAUCCCAAUCCAAGCAGGUAACUUAUUUAUUCUAAUCUGAGGACCGCACUGUACAUCACCGUGUGCCAUGGCCAUGUGGUCCAGUCAUGGAUGGAAGGAUCACCUCAUAUGCAAAUGAAGCUGUCAAUUUGCAGCCCACACGCCCCUCACCCCCCCUUAGCAAAAGAUGUAACCUUCAGUUGAGUGAGUGUAACCUUUCUCCUUGAGAAAGUCCCUAGGAACAAGCUUUGAUCCCAUGGUUGUAGACUGUUCUCUGAACUCGAGGACAUUGGUUAAUUAUGCUUCCAACUCUCCUCACUGUAGUAUGUGUGUACUCACUGCAAGGAGCUUAUAUCUUUUUAUUUGAAUGUAUUUUAAAGCAGUAGGUAGAAUAACAAAAGAAUGUGAAAACCCUGAACUGAAUGGACCACUUUAUGUAUUCAGAGAGGAGCCACCCUUCAUUUCAAAGGAAAUAUCAGUGUAAAAAUCAGCAAUUUGGAGGUUGCAGUAUUUAGUGUAGUAAAUAAACGAUCAACAUUGUGCAACCACUACCAAAAAGUGUGUUGUAAUGCAUCAAAAAUCAACAAUAAAAUUUUAUUUGCUCAUGAAUAUCAAUAAAAUAACUUCAAAUGAUGGAAACCACA